ACGAGGUCUUCGCGGUACUUGAGAAGGGUAGUCAUAUGGUUAUAUAUGACUGCUGUUUCCCUCUUAACGAAGACAAUGCUCCUCUAGCUGAACUUAUCUACGAUCACGUGGAUAUACAAUUUCACUUAACUCAAGACGACGAUGAGCUCAAACUAAUAGGAUGUGGUCUAAGACUCUCUGAAGCCGAUAGUGAUCUAGGCAAUGACAUUGAUUGCAGUGAAGAGUGGGAAGACUGUAACGAUAGCGAUCUUGGCAGUGAAUCUGAUAAGUUCAUAAGAGGCAGAAGAAGACACGUGCAAGUGAGGAGGCACGAAAGCUGGAGAAGACCAAAUGGUAUUGAGUCCCGGGUGAGAAAAAAGUUCAAAGGUGUCACCUUGAUGCCCAAUGUUGGUUACGGGUCUGACAAGAAAACCUGCCACUAUCUUCCCAAUGGAUUCAAGAAAAUUGCUGUUCACAACGCCACUGAGCUCGAGUUACUGUUGAAGUGGUUGGAGUCUAAUGAUGGAGUGGAUUGCUUGUGUUCAAGAACUUCAUUGGUGAUUGAUAAUCCCGGAUUGUCACCACCUCGUCAAGAAGUAGAGAGAAGAAUGCUAUCCAUGGAUUCAAAAGUCGGAGGUUGCAGAGAAUCGCGAGGCGCUGGAGAUCUUUCAACUGAAGAACGAGCUCAAACAUUGCAGACAGGAGAAAUGUGGAGUCGUGCCAUUUUUCAACGAUUCAGGUUUCGAGCUUUCUCUAUAUCUCACGUUAUCCAUGGGAAAUGCUACAGAAAUUUCUCAGUUAUUGUGGAGUUUCAGAAUCGCGAAGUUUUGAUAUGUAAUCACUUGUUGAAUCGAAGACUCGACGAGGCACGAGAGAUUUUCAAUCAGGUUCCAUCUCCGCAUGUGAGCCUUUACACCAAGAUGAUUACGGGAUACACGAGGAGUAAUAGAUUGGUUGAUGCGUUGAAUCUGUUCGACGAAAUGCCUUUUGCUAAAGUAGACGAUGCCUUGAAGUUGUUUAAGCAAAUGCCUCGGAAGAAUGUGAUUUCGUGGACGACAAUGAUCUGUGGUUUAGACCAGAAUGGGUGGACCGGAGAAGCUCUCGUUUUGUUCAAGAACAUGUUGGGUUGUUGCAUAAAAUCGACUUCCAGAACAUUCACUUGUGUAAUCACCGCCUGCGCGAAUUCUCCAGCGUUUCAUAUGGGGAUACAAGUUCAUGGCUUGAUCAUCAAGACGGGGUUUUUAUAUGAAGAAUAUGUAUCUGCUUCGCUCAUAACUUUUUAUGCAAACUGCAAAAGAACAGAGGAUUCUCGGAAGGUGUUUGACGAGAAGGUUCAGGAACAAGUUGCUGUGUGGACUGCUCUAUUGUCAGGGUAUAGUCUGAACAGAAAGCAUGAAGAUGCGUUAAAUGUUUUCUCCGAGAUGAUGAGAAACGGUAUCUUACCAAAUCAAUCAACAUUUGCUAGCGGAUUAAACUCUUGCUCUGCUUUGGGAACAUUGGAUUGGGGUAAGGAGAUACAUGGAGUUGCUGUGAAGCUCGGUUUAGGAACUGAUGCCUUUGUGGGUAAUUCUCUUGUUGUGAUGUACAGCGAUUCUGGAAACGUUAACGAUGCCGUUUCAGUGUUCACAGAAAUCUUCAAGAAGAGCAUUGUGUCAUGGAAUUCCAUUAUUGUUGGCUGCGCACAGCAUGGGCGUGGAAAGUGGGCGUUUGUCAUAUUUGGUCAAAUGAUUCGCCUAAACAAAGAGCCAGAUGAGAUAACUUUCACUGGCUUGCUCUCUGCUUGUAGCCAUUGCGGGUUCCUACAGAAAGGAAGAAAGCUGUUCUAUUACAUGUCAAGCGGACUAAAUCAUAUCGAUAGAAAGAUUCAACACUACACUUGUAUGGUUGAUAUCUUGGGAAGAUGCGGGGAAUUGAAAGAAGCAGAAAAACUUAUCGAGAGCAUGGUUGUGAAACCUAAUGAAAUGGUUUGGUUGGCUUUACUUAGUGCUUGUAGGAUGCAUUCUGAUGUAGAUAGAGGCGAGAAAGCUGCUGCAGCCAUUUUUAAUCUGGACUCAAAAUCUAGCGCUGCUUAUGUCUUGUUGUCAAAUAUAUAUGCUUCUGCUGGUAGAUGGUCGAAUGUAUCGAAAUUGCGAGUUAAGAUGAAGCAGAAGGGGAUUAUGAAGAAACCCGGGAGCAGUUGGGUAGUGAUUAGAGGGAAAAAGCACGAGUUUUUCUCCGGUGAUCGUCCACAUUGCUUGAGAAUAUUUGAGAAGUUGGAGUUUCUGAGAGAGAAGUUGAAGGAACUGGGCUAUGUUCCUGAUUAUAGAUCUGCUUUACAUGAUGUUGAAGAUGAACAGAAAGAAGAGAUGUUGUGGUAUCACAGUGAGAGGCUUGCUAUUGCGUUUGGGUUGAUUAAUACAGUUGAAGGAAGUACAGUGACAGUGAUGAAAAAUCUACGAGUUUGUGAAGAUUGUCACACAGUGAUUAAGUUAAUCUCCAGAGUUGUGGGACAAAUGGGUAAGGAUAUUGUCCGUACUCAGUCCGUUGAGCCUGGAGAACGGGAAUUCCUUGUGGAUUUGAAGGAUAUUUGCGAUGUACUUGAAGAUAACACUGGUACUAAGAAGCAGAGCAAACUUGAGAAGUUGUGGGAAGGAGUUCAUUCACUUGCAGGGCUCAGGAAUAUGGAUUUACGGGGAUCUAGAAACCUGAAAGAAAUCCCAGAUCUUUCGAUGGCCACUAAUCUCGAGACACUUAAACUCAGCAGCCAAACAGCGGAAAUUCCCUCUAAUUUGCGUCUACAGAAUUUCGAUGAGCUUAUAUUGUGCGAAAGAGUGCAGCUGCGUACACCUCUCAUGACCAUGCUUUCUCCCACUCUGACGAGACUCGGGAACCACGUUGAUUCUACUGAUUUUCCAGGAUACUUCAGAACAACAAAUUUGGGUGCUCAUCUGGUUAUCUUUGACUGUUGUUUUCCCUUAAACGAAGACACUACUACUUUUCUGGAUGGUCAAUUCAACUACAAUCACGUGGAUAUACAGUUUCGUCUCACGAAUAGCAACUCUCAGCUCAAAUUAAAAGGAUGCGGUAUUCUACUUUCUGAAGAUUUUCCAUCCCUGGAUAACCAACCUUGCAGUCCAAAUAUUCUUCCAGAUGUUUGUGAAGAUAGCGCUGUAGAGAGGAGUUUCCGAACUAAAAUGCGGACUAAGAUGCGUAUGAUUAUUGAAGUUGCAAGCAUCGUUGUAAGAUCUAAUGAAGAAGCUAGGAAGGGAGACAUUCGUGAGAGCAGAGAAUAUGGAAAAGAUUAAUUUUUUGUCAACAAAAGAUUUUGUGAGUGGGAAUGAGAAUGAAGAGUGAGGAGAGAAUGGUGUAGAGACGGAGGGAAGAAGGAAUCGAAAGCAGGUAAUCAUGAACUUAACAUUCUCUGUGUUAUGUGUUUAUUUUCCAAGAGUAAUGCGGAAAAGCAAUCUAUAGAAUAAGUUCACAUUGGAUUG
This is a messenger RNA of Arabidopsis arenosa, 3449 nucleotides long. The record is from the annotation of a GenBank genome assembly. Lineage: Eukaryota; Viridiplantae; Streptophyta; Magnoliopsida; Brassicales; Brassicaceae.